AUGAAGGAUGUCUUAGAAUGGGCAAUUGACCACUACGAGACACGAGAUCAGCUGAUCCAGAAGGGCAUUUGGAAAGGUGAACUGUACCGCGGAUCCAUUUUUGAAGAGAGCAGCAGAGGCUGGCUCUGGAAGGCGUUGCUUUUGUAUGAUGAGAAUAACAGCGGCCUGCUGGCCGACAAUUCUAAGGACCGGGACGUUAACCAGUUCGGCUUGGUGCCCGUGCCGAUACUGACGGAUGAGGAGGAAAACGAUGAGGGCAAGAAGAAUAGCGGAAACGUGCCUGAAAGGGUCUUGCACUCUAACGUCUCGUCUUCGCUCGGGAUCAGACGGCUGACUCCCAUCGAGGCUGUCGACAACCAUCCCCUGUCCGGCAACAAGACUAAAGCUAGUUCUUCCAACAAGGGCGCGCCCAAGGCGCGGGAGGACAAUCCAUUGACACUAAGGGAAACGCUGGAAAUUAUAGACUUGGACCUUUCAAGAAUAAUGCUCGACGAUAUAUUCCAGGAACCCAGAGUUCAUGCUCAAAUGAGACAGCUUCUAUACAACUAUCUUCUCAUCCAUAAAAACGAACAACUGCAGUACAAGCAAGGGUUCCACGAAAUAUUAAGCGUUAUUUAUCUGCAGCUAUACCAUGGCAGCGACGUCGAUAAUAUCAAUCUUCAGAACGUGCUGAUCAUCUUCAAUAAGCUAAUGAACCAGAUCGAACCGAUUUUUUAUAACGAGGAAAACCUGAUCAACUGGGAUAAGACAGUAUUCACCAAGAUCUUCAAGAUAUGUUUGCCUGAUUUAUUUACCAAGAUCUUCUACCAGCCGGCAAAAUCCGGCAACGGGAGGAAGAAAGGCGCAAACUACUUGGUUCAUUCGAACUUAAUCUGGCUAAUCCGGUGGACGAGGCUGCUGUUCUUGAGAGAGCUGCCCUUAAAGAAAGUACUGAUUGUCUGGGACCAUGUCUUGACGUUUAACUAUCCAUUAGAAAUUUUCAUCGCAUGCUUCGUCAUCACUCUCUUCUUAUCCAUAUACGACGAACUGCACGACCUCGUGAACCAAGACGACUACGAACAAUCCAACAAUAAUGAUGAAUUCAUCGAACUGAUUUUGCAUUUCAAGAAAAAUUUCCAAAAGGAACACGCCAGUACAAAUGACGAGAGCUUCUUAGAACUCUGUAAAAUUACGGGCAAUUUAUGCGAAUUGUGGUACGGGAAAAACCAUGCGGAUAUGCGGCUGAUCUGUGAUACCUUUAUCAAUACGAAUUUCGGCAUCAAAACUGGCGAUAUCCUGAGCAUGGAAACCGCGAAAUUGACUAUUGACCCCAACAGACAAUCACUAGAAAGUAAGCUGAAAGAAAGGGUGAGGCAAACACUAUUGAAAAACAAAAAAAAGUAA
This is a messenger RNA of Saccharomyces eubayanus, 1383 nucleotides long. It is a transcript of the gene GYP6, whose product is annotated as GTPase-activating protein GYP6. Bases 1 to 1383 code for a protein of 460 amino acids. Lineage: Eukaryota; Fungi; Ascomycota; Saccharomycetes; Saccharomycetales; Saccharomycetaceae. The record is from RefSeq and is a predicted model, not a curated record. Gene Ontology annotation, biological process: activation of GTPase activity; intracellular protein transport. The transcript has a single exon. Gene Ontology annotation, molecular function: GTPase activator activity.